AUUGACGUGCCUGUGACCACCGGUGUCAUCGCUUUGAAGUGACUGACGGCGCUAAGCCCUAACGUAGGCGGUCAUUUUUGCAGUCGGCCUCCCUUUAGCGGAGCCACUUCCGGUGUGUUUGAGCGCGAAAAUGCUGGUGACGGCAGUCGCUGGAGGAGGAGCGGCUGGUUUUCCGCGCUGGUGAGCGAGCGAGUCAGUCAGUCUCGCCUGAAUAUGGCGCUUACCACUCAAGAGACAUCUACAUAUGGAACAACGUCUUCAGAUUCUGAUGUUGGUGAAGAACUGUCAUACCUGCCUGAAAAACUAAAACAGCACCUGCUUCCUUUUCAGAAGAAAGGAGUUGUGUUUGCAUUGGAAAGAAGUGGCAGGUGUAUGAUUGCAGAUGAGAUGGGCUUGGGGAAGACCAUCCAAGCCAUAGCUGUAUCAUACUACUACAAGAAUGAAUGGCCUCUGCUAAUAGUGGUGCCCUCAUCUCUGAGGUACCCUUGGGUAGAUGAGCUGGAGAAGUGGAUCCCAGAACUCUGUCCAGAUGACAUAAUUAUCAUUCAGAAUAAAACUGAUGUUUGGAAGAUAUCUACAAGCAAAGUGACUGUGCUGGGUUAUGGUUUGCUAACUUCAGAUGCACAGACUUUAAUUGAUGCUCUACACAAACAGAAAUUCCAAGUAGUCAUAGUUGAUGAGUCUCACUACAUGAAAUCCAGAAAUGCAGCUCGUAGCAAGAUCUUGUUGCCAAUUGUACAAAAUGCUGUUCGGGCCAUUCUGCUUACUGGAACCCCUGCUUUAGGAAGGCCUGAAGAGCUUUUCAUGCAACUUGAAGCGCUUUGCCCCAGAAAAUUUGGGACAUGGUCCGAAUUUUCAAAGAAGUACUGUGAUGCACGUGUCAGAUUUUUUGGCAAGAGACGACAGUGGGACUGCAGAGGAGCUUCAAAUUUAGAUGAACUGCACCAGUUACUAAGUAAUGUGAUGAUUCGGCGAAUGAAGAAUCAAGUUUUAACUCAGUUGCCACCUAAAAUCAGGCAACGAAUUCCUUUUGAUCUUCCCCAAACUGUUGCUAAGGAAUUAAAUGCUAGUUUGGAAGAGUGGGAGAAAUUAAUGAGGGGUUCAAAAUUAGGUUCUGCAGACAGUGACUUCUCCCAGGUGAUGGGCCUAAUUACACGCAUGUUUAAACAGACUGCCACUGCCAAGGCAGGAGCAGUAAAGGAUUAUAUCAAAAUGCUGCUGCAGAAUGACAAACUGAAGUUUCUAGUCUUUGCCCAUCACUUAAGCAUGCUGCAGGCAUGUUCGGAGGCAGUGAUAGAAAGCAAGGCUCGGUAUAUUCGGAUAGAUGGGAGUGUGCCUUCAGCGGAAAGAAUUAACCUUGUCAAUCAGUUCCAGAAGGAUCCAGAAACUCGAGUGGCCAUUUUGAGCAUUCAGGCUGCAGGUCAGGGUUUAACAUUUACUGCUGCUACUCAUGUUGUAUUUGCUGAAUUAUACUGGGAUCCUGGACAUAUCAAGCAAGCAGAAGACAGGGUGCAUCGUAUUGGACAGUGCAAUUCUGUGAAUAUUCAUUACCUUAUUGCAAAUGGAACAUUGGACCCUCUUAUGUGGGCAAUACUGAACCGAAAGGCCAGAGUUACAGGAACAACACUGAAUGGCAAAAAAGAGAAAUUGCAAGCUCAGGAAGGUGACCGAGAGAAGUGGGAUUUUCUGAAUUUUGCUGAAGCUUGGAUCCCGAAUGAAAGUCUAUAUGAGAUAAAGAGCGAGGUCUUAUUCACCCAUUUUGAAAAGGAAAAGCAGCAUGAUAUCCGGACCUUCCUUUCACCAAAAACAAAUACUGAGAAAAAACGAAAAAUGACUACUUGUGACAAGUCUUCAGGACUGAGUGCAGAUUUUUCUCAAGUGUUAGAAGAAGAGGAUGUGGAAAAUGGUGGAUCCAUAGAUUCCAAGGGGCUCUCUGAGAUGAAUGUUCUGCAUAGUGAAGCAAAAAGACCAAGAGGCUUAGAUCCAUCUACUCCUAAGCAUUCCUCUAAGAAAGGGAAGAAAUCUUUGUUUAGAAGCACAAACUGUUCAUUUACAGAAAAGAGUGCCAAAGAGGAUUUUGUUACUCCAUUAUCUAAUUCAAGCAAAGUACCUACUCCUGAGGGAGCUUGGCCCUGUGGUCUCUGUACUUAUACUAAUAAUUCAUUGCUGCCUUACUGUGAAAUGUGUGAAUCUCCUCGGAGAAGGAACAUUAGACAAGAUAGAAGUUGGAUCAAUGAUUCUCUCUCUACUGAGAGUGUGGAAAAAAAUGCAGCCCAAGUAAACGUAAGUCCUAAUGGUGCAGAGAAGACCAGUGAAGAUGGCCAGAGGAAUAACUUAGCAGAGCCAGUGCCUGGGAUAUCUAAUGCAACUGAUAAAGAAACUGCCAUUGUUGCAAGUAAACAAUCAAAUUGCUGCGAGUCAGAGCUCAGAGAAGAGCAUUUAGAGGAUCCGGAGCACUUCUCAGCAUAUUGUGGCCUGAAGUUCUGUGCAAGUAAAAAUACUGACAGGAUUCAUGUCUACACAAAGGAUGGAGAGCCUCUGAAUUGUAAUUUCAUUCCAUUGGAUAUAAAACUAGAUAACUGGGAAGAUUUACCAGAGUGUUUUCAACAAAAACAGAACCGUUCAUUGAUACUAAGAUUUGUAAGAGAAUGGAACAGUCUAACAGCCAUGAAGCAGAGAAUUAUCAGGAAAAGUAGCCUGCUAUUUUCUAGUCCCAUCCUUGUUGCUGAAGAGCUGUUACAAAAACAGCAGGCCAAGCUCAGCAGUACCAAAAGAUACAUGACAAAAGAAGAUGUUGCCAAAGCUUCACUAGAGCAAGCCAACAGCAGUGGCGGUAGUGUACGCAUAGUCACCAAAAAAUCUGUGGCUGCCGUAAAAAUCAGCACCGACUUUGCUGGCAAAAAGGACAACUCUUCUGCAGAGUUGGCUUCAGAAGGUGGGAACUGCCCAGGCUCCAGCCUGAUAGAUACUUUGGAAGAUCCUUCCUUUGGCAAAGGCUUUGUCCAAGCUGUAGACCAUGAAGGGAAACCCCUUUGCCUCAGUUGCCAAAAACCAGCAAUCCAGAAUGAACAGAUGUCAGUUUCUAUUGCCUGGGAUACACGGUUUUGUUCUCUUAAGUGCCAGGAUGAGUUCUUAAUCCGCACCAGCCAAAGUUACCUGAGAACCAAAGUUUUUGAAAUAGAACAUGGAGUUUGUCAGAUGUGUGGUUUGAAUGCCCAAGAACUCUACCUCUGUGUCAGAGAUGCCCCAAAAAAUCAACGUAAGAGUCUUCUGGAAAACUCUUGGAUGUCCAGACUUCCUUUAAUACAGUUAAAUGACAUUAUACUGAAUCCAACUGAAGGUCACUUCUGGCAAGUGGAUCAUAUCAAGCCAGUGUACAGUGGGGGAGGACAGUGUUCUCUGGAAAAUCUUCAAACGCUAUGUACAGUUUGUCACAAAGAGAGAACAGCAAAACAAGCAAAGGAAAGAAGCCAAAUGAAGAGACAAUGCGAAGCUUCAAAAUAUGGAUCAGACAUUACCAAAUUUUUUGUGAAAUUAUGAAACUACUGUUAGAACCUUGUGCAUAGUUGAUAGUGUCAAUCAUGUACUUCAGCAGUUAUUGGCUAUUGUUUGAAAAUCCUAUGGUGGGAGCUUAACUAUUUCCUGGGUUCACUGUAGAAUCACUGUUCCAUUGGGGCAUCCACCUCCUCUCCUGCAAGCUCCCCUGUGCCCUUGGAAUCCCAGAAGGCUCCCCUGGCAGUAAUUCUGGAUCCAAGCCUUGGGGUGUGUUGCUUGACUGGCUUUUUGCCUUGUUUCCUACUAAGGACAGAUAGAUUUUUAUCAUAGCUAAUAAAAGAAAAAAGCAGACUA
Molecule: messenger RNA, 3849 nt
Organism: Varanus komodoensis (Komodo dragon)
Lineage: Eukaryota; Metazoa; Chordata; Lepidosauria; Squamata; Varanidae
Gene: ZRANB3
Product: zinc finger RANBP2-type containing 3
Exons: 22
Coding region: 214-3540 (1108 amino acids)
Biological process (GO): replication fork processing; DNA repair
Cellular component (GO): nuclear replication fork
Molecular function (GO): ATP-dependent chromatin remodeler activity; zinc ion binding; endonuclease activity
Source: RefSeq, a predicted model, not a curated record